Podarcis lilfordi (Lilford's wall lizard) is the source of this 25055-nucleotide messenger RNA. Lineage: Eukaryota; Metazoa; Chordata; Lepidosauria; Squamata; Lacertidae. The record is from the annotation of a GenBank genome assembly.
GUGUUCGGGGGAAUGAGAAAAUAAGGCAAGACACACCAGAUAAAGGUUUUUCCAAGCAGUGCAUUUUGAUGAGUGUUAUAUUCAAGUCUGGUGUUAGGAACCAGCUUUUCGAUAUUGUUGGUAGACAUACACGGAGUGGCGUCUUGAAUUCUCAGAUUCUGGGCGAUUAAAAAUAGUACGUUUUAUAUUAUUUCUCUUGAAGUAUAUAAAGGGCAUGUAGCCAUGUAUACUUUGCACAGCCAUGCACAUGGUUAUUCUGUAGUUACUCCCAGUGAGGUGCAUAGAAUUUCAGCCUUGACAUUAGAACACUCUACUUUCCCUGUUGCCCUGCGACCGCAAAACCCAGGGAAAGUAUGUUCUGUAUUGCCGGACCAACGCAGCAAGGUCCGCUGGGAGGCUGCCCCUCUGCCUCCCAGGAAGAACCUCAUGGCAAUGGGAGACCAAUCUGGUCCUAUCCAUUGGCCAGUGAAGGAGCCCCAGCGCCAGUGUUUGCCUUCCUUCUCCUUCCCGAUCCUUUUCCCCGUUUGUAUCAUGUGUCUUCGAUUGUAGAACAUUAUAGGUGUUUUUAAGCGCUGAUAUGACUGAAUAACAUCGCUUCUUGCGUGAAAGUUGUACAGGACGUAAAUUAAGAUGGGCACUCCUAUAUACACUUUUCUGGGACUAAAGCCCCACUGAACACUUCUGAGUAAACGUGCGUUGGACUACAGCGUAAGCACAAUGAAACUCGGAGCAAAUUUAAAAUUGAUAGAUGACAGGUUAAAACUACAUCUCCCAGCAUACAUUGUCAAGUGGGGCGGGGCAAAAUAAAAAUUAUUGCUUCAGUGCAUCAUGGGUUCUGUAGUCUUUGCCAGCUGUGCCUUAAGUCUAGACCUGCCGCUUUGCAUUCUGGUGAAUGUAGGCAAUUUAUAUUAACUUCUCCCCUUUCUCCCCAAGAAAUAGCUAAGCCUUAGUGGCCAGUGUGGCACGAAUAUAUAGUUUCCUGCACGAAGCUCACUGUUUCCCAACGCUUAGGCUUCUACCCAGAUACUUGGGAGUAAGAACACAUAGGAUUACUGUCACGCCACAAGUCAGCGAGCUGCGUCGGACUGCAGCCCCAUCCUACGCUGUUAGGUGCACCUAAGUCCAUUCAAAUCAACGGGCUCAGUUAGGCUUGCCCAGUUUAGCGUUACAAGCUCUGUCUCCGAGGGUAACGGACUGUGGGCGAAGCCGCUCACAUGAAGGUGAGCUGACAAAAGCUUGAAGCUGCAACCCUGUAGUCUGCCUAGGAGAAAGCACCAAAGAACUCAACGGGGACUUACUUCUGAGUAGGAAAAAAAAAUCGCAGAGUGUACCAACACUUGUGUCCUGCAUACUCAGCCCGCCCCCUUUCCAUGUUUACGCUGCCAUCGCUUUAAAUGGGACUCUCUCCUUUUUAUAUAUUAAAAAAAGUGUGCACAUGAGCGCGACUCUCGGCAGCCUGUGCUUCCUGAAGGCCGUGGCACUCAUGAACAUGAUUGUUUAGGAAAACAGAAAAGGGGCAGCAGAGGCGCAGUUCGCCCAGGGUGGGCGGGCCUAGCAGCGCGGGGAACAGUGCGCGCUGCUGCUGCUGCCGCCGCCGCCGCCGCGCUUGACUGCGCCGUCGUGGCCGGACUGGGCUCUCUGGUUAAUAAAGGAGGGCGGCGCUGCUGGGCGGAAACGUGACGGGAACAGACGGGGGAAGGCCUAGGAAUGCAAAGUGGGCGACGAGGAGGCGGGGCCGGGCUGGGAAGCGCGGAUGAUGGUGGGUUUGGGGGCGGGAGGGUUGGCGGAGGGGGGCCUGGUUUCCUCUCGCCGGGGCUAUAUAGAGCGCCGAGUGGUGGGAAAAUGUUCACUUUCAGGGGCGAGGUGCUGAGCUUGGGCACAGCCGCAAGGCGGAGGGGACAGGUAGGGCUAAGGCGCGAGGAGCGUGAGAGGGGUAGUAGGAGCAGGAGCAGCAGCAGCCGCGGCCGCCUCACCGCUCAGCCUUUUCCGCGAGCUGGGAAGGUGGCAGCCGGACGCCCCUUCGCGUGAGUCCUGCGGGGCGUGUUUGUUCUGAGAGCGCGGAGGAAGCGCAGCAGGAGCCUCCGAGGGAAACUUGUUCCGUGCGCUGCUUUAACUUGCCGCUCGCGGUGGUCCCCUCAGGGUAGGAGGGCGCCGAGAGAUUUGUCCUCCCUUUAGCGUGCCCGUAGCAAGAAAUAGUGGCCACUGCCGCCGUCACCGAAGGCGUCUGAAAGAGCGAAGCCGGAGGCGGCCCUUGAGGUGCCCUUAGGAGGCUUGGCUGGUGCCUAAGCGCAGAGUUCCUGCCUUAAGCGCGGAAGCAGCUUGCGCGCUCCCUUCGCUGUCCGAGGAGGCAGAGAGCGGGCAGUUUCUCUGCGCUCCUGGCUAUGCUCGGGCGCGCUGCCCCUCGCUGAAUUGUCGAGGCGCGCGCGCUCUCCCGGCUUCUCCGCGCAGGGGGACUCCGAAGUAGCCUUUUUAGGGCGCCGCGAGCUGCUGCUGCUGCUCCUCAGUCGCCCGCUUCUCCUCCUCUCGCUGCUCCUCCCGGCUGCCCGACCCCCCUCCAAGGGAGCCGCCACCAUGAACAUCAUCCUGGAGUUCUUCGUGGUUACCUUCAAGGUCCUCUGGGCGUUCGUGGUGGCCGCCGCCAAGUGGCUCAUGCGGCCCAAGGAGAAGAGCGUGGCGGGGCAGGUGUGCCUCAUCACCGGCGCAGGCAGUGGGCUGGGCCGCCUCUUCGCUCUGGAGUUUGCCCGCCGCCGGGCGCGCUUGGUGCUCUGGGACAUCAACACGCAGAGCAACGAGGAGACGGCGGGCAUGGUGCGGCACAUCUACCGGGAGAUCGCCGAGGAAGCCGUGGUCGCUGCACAGAAAGGUAACCGGGGACGGGGAUGAGCUUGGGAAGCCCCGGGUUCUUAAAAGGCAAACAAGAGAAGCAAGCGCCACUUCCUUCUAGGAAAGAAAAGCAAGGGUUUUUUCUAUCGAUACUUAAAAAAAACAGCGCUCUCUCGCACGUGGUCUACUCGGGAGUAAGCCCCAUUAAGUUCAGUGAGGUUUAUUCCCAGGUAAGCGUGUAGGAUUGCAGCCUUGGGUGCUUUACAAUAAAGUGCAAGAUUCGGAGAGAAGAGGGUAUAGGAAAGAGAAAACAUUUCAAGAGCAGCGGCAAUAGUAGUAGCUGAAAAUGUUACCUCCUGGAUCGUUGCUCUUGUGCAGAGACCUCCUGCCGAUACCUGGACAAAGUUCUAGAUUAACUUUAAGGAUCAUUCUGCCCUCAGGGGGCAAGGGAUGUCUUCUCUUUAACAGAAAUAUGGUGCUGCUCAGGGCAAUAAGGCAGAUUGUGGAGUUCUUUGAUAGGAUGCUUUUCUGGCACACGGAUCUGUACAUGGUUGGACGGGAAGAGAAAGAGACAACGGCUUGUACAGCUUGUAGUGUUCUCCAGAGUGACUUUACCUGCCUCUUUAUCAAGGGUGGCUGAGUUGCAAACAUUCGUAAGUCCUCCUAUUGUGUGAAAAAGUGUUGGGUGGGGUUUUUUAACCAUUUGGUCUUAGGGGAAUACUCCAUUCUUGCCACCCAAGAAGUUUUGGGAGGGAUGCAGUGAUUUAUUUUUUUUACAGAGGCAGAGAUUGGCACACUAAAGGCAAUGACUGGUAUUCAAUUAACUUCUCCUUGGUGUAGACCCACUGAAAUUAAUGGGACUUAACUGAGUCAUGUUGGUCCAUUUCAUUGAGUACUCCAAAUACUGCACAACAGUUUCCUUGGAUUCCAGAAAUUCUAGGCAAGACUGAAAUUGAGGAACUUUUCUUGCUUUGGUAUGCUGGGCUGCAGCGGUUUGCAAAUUUUAAAUUGAAUGUGCAGGUGCUAAAAUAGGAAUAAAAGCAAAUGAGCCCUCGUUGACCAUUUUCAGAAAAUUGUGUAAAGGUCUGGCCACCUCAUCUGAAAUGCACAACCAAGAAUCUGAAGAGGGGAGGAUUAACCAAAUGUUUACUAAUAAUAUUGGAAGCUGCCUUUUGUCUAUCUAGCUCAGUUUUGUCUAUACUACCUGAAAGUGAGACUCCAGGGUUUCAGAUGGGGGGGCAUUCCCAAUCCUACUUGGAGAUGCCAGAGAUUCAACUUGGGACUUUCUGCAUGCAAAACAUAUGUUCUAACACUGAGUUGCUAUGCUCUACCCGACUGUUGCCUAUUCCUGGAACAGAAGAAGAGAAGGAAAUAAUUUAUUCCAAUGGAAUUUAAUAUGGCCAUUAAAUGGAGAGCACCAAGUGGAGAUAGCAAAGGAGGUCUGGGCGUAUUUUGGAUAGUCAACCAACUCAAAACAGUAAAUCUUGUGGGUGGUGAAAUGGGAAUACUCUUUGCUGCCUAUUGCACAGACAUCCAGGUUGUGGGUUGUAUGAGAUGCAGUGUAAUACACAUGGAAAGCAAUGGUCUGACAUAUUUGUGCUGCAACUCUCCAAUGGUUUGACUUUACCCCUAGACUCUGUGACCUGGGAGUUAGUCCCAUUGAACUCAGUGGAACUGGCUUUUGAGUAUACUGUUUAGAAUUGUAGUGUCACAAAUGGCUUCACCAGUUUGUUUCACCACCAUCAUCAUCAUGCUUAAUUUAGCUCAUGUGCACCAUUUGCACAAACCUAUUAAAUGGAAUAGUUGGGUUUUUAAAAAAAACACACCAAAAAAAUGAAAGUUUGCAGUCUUGUUCAUAUUUGAGAAUAAGCCCUAAAUCUACUGAACUCAGUAAGACUUAUUUCUAAGUUAAUACAACAGUCAAGCUGCGUGUUCCCAUACCCUCAAAUUUAAAAACUCCAUCUGAAGUGGUUUGUGGAUCAAGCUGUCCACUUAUUUUCUGAUAUUUAAGCAUUGCAUGGUACCUGACAAUAGUUUUCUUUCUUUCUUUUCUCUCCCCCUACCCCUUGCUUGUCUGGCUUCCUGUAAGUAGCUGGGCAUGGUGAAGAAGUGGUACCUCACUACAACUUGCAAGUCCACACAUAUACUUGUGACGUGAGCAAAAGAGAGAACGUAUACACAACUGCCGAGAGAGUUCGCAAAGAAGUUGGUGAAGUCUCAGUCCUUGUUAAUAAUGCUGGUGUGGUUUCUGGACACCAUCUCCUGGAAUGUCCCGAUGAGCUUAUUGAAAGGACCAUGAUGGUUAACUGCCAUGCACACUUCUGGGUAAGUAUAUCUAUUUAUGUUACUACAUUUGAUAUCUAGUCUGUCUGUUCCCUAUAAAAUGAAAUCACAAUUUGUUCAGGACAGCAUUUGUUUUUGUGUGGCAGCACUGCAUAAUUUGGGCCUUCUGUUACUUUGCCCAUCUUACUCACUGAGCCAGAUCCUGAGAAAAUUGUGUUCAACUAAAAACAACAAUUGGGCAAGUUAGUCUCAACAAACUUUCACCCUGUUGAUUUCAUUGGGACCUGAAUGUGGCUAACACUGUUUGGGUCAGAGUCCCUGGUAUAUAGAGAUAUCUGCUGGCCUUUUUGCCACACUGAUUGAGUCGUUGGUCCACUGAGCCCAAUGUUAUCGCUUACAAAUGGUAGCAUCUGCUCAAAGUCCCAUGCAGAAGCUUUUCCAACAGCAGAAGUCUUGGUUGUAUUACUUUUCAUACUAAGCUAUGCAGCUUUCCCUUGAUUCUUUUGGCUAUCUUCUGUGGAACCAUCGCUAAUAGUCUUUGGUAGUCAACGUGGUGCCUUCCAGAUGUUGUUGAACUCUUAGCUCCCAUCAGCCCCAGCCUGCAUGGUCAAAGGUUAUGGAAGAUGGGAGUUGUAGUCUAUGGCAGCUGGACGGUACCACAUUAAAUAGUAUGGUGUAAGAUAUCCACAUAGAGUUUGAGCAAGUGCUGCUUUUGCUACCCGAAGUUCUUUUGUAUGCAUGUUGGGUUGGAAUUAAUUCACUGUAUUCAAUGAGACUUACUCUUAGGUAAGUGCAUACAGGAUUGCAGCCUAAAGAGUGGGACAAUACAGUUAUGCAGAGAAUACUGCAAAUUUUUCUCUCCUCUGUUUUCCUGGGAAGACUUGGACCAAUGUUUAUAAAGAGCGACUUUUUAAAGACUUUGCCUAAAUACCAGGCUAUAUUCAGAAAUAUUUUCUUGAAUUUCCUUCAAAAUCCACUGCAUAAUAUCCAUUGUCAAUUACAGCAUUUAUACUGUUGAAAUACUCUGCAAACUCCAUGUUACUGAGAGUUCUAAAUAUUUGCUGUGCCUAUCUUAAGAUAGGAGCGUAGAAGACUGGUUCAUGACCCUUAUGUCAAGCAUUCCCUUUAGAACCAUGCUGCAUACUGUUCAGUGAGUAAAGCAUGAAUUGAAGGAAGAUCCAGUUUCAUCAUAUACUACUUGAACAAUGCAGAAGAUAUUGGUUUAAAUGUUUUACAAUUAGAAUGAGCCUGAGGGAUUUUUCUGCAGAAAUGAAAUGCAAACACCCAGUUUAUACUUGUAAAAACAGGGAACUUUGGUAACUGAGUAAAUGCAUGCUUGUGGCAUAGCUGUAAAAAUUUAGAGUUCUUGGAAGUGGUCACUUAUGACAUCAUUGUCAUUAAAAUAUGGGCGGAUCCUAGCCUGCCCAGCUGCUCUUGCUUCAGGCAUCUAAUUCAACAAUAACUUGCAACGUUAUUGUGUAUUCUAAGGAUUCAUUUAAAAAUCCUAAUUUAACAAUGGAAACCUAAUAAUGCAGUGCUGUUCAUGUCUAUUGAAAAAGUAAGUCCCACUCUGUUCACUGGGGGAAACCAGAAAAUGUUUCGCACCCCCUAAGGAUUGCAGCCUUAGGUACGUUUUGAAAAUCAUUUUGAUACUUAAGACAUUUCAAGCUCUCUUUCCCUUUGAAGCACUGCUCUGGAGCUAACCCUUGUCAUGUGGCUUGAACUUGACAGAGCUAUUUCAGCUAAACAAGUCAAUACCUUGUCAUGCAGUGUUGUAUAGUUUCAAGUAGCAACCCACAACCCUUUUCUCUGAAUGCUUUUUAUCAAUAAAUUAUUCUCCGAGGUGGAUGCUCAAGCUGUUCUUUUGUUUCCCAGACCUAGGUAACUGAAUACAUUUGCUAGUUUCCUAAAUGUAGAACAAUAUAAACACAGGAAGAGAAUGUUUAAAUCAUUAAUUUCUGCAAAUUAAGUAGCAAAAGAAAUGGAAGAAGUAAAAAUUGGGAAGAGCCUUUAGUAGGUACAUUGGGGCUUCAAAUUCAGUAUACAUACUUGGUAUUUUACACUGGCUUUUCCAGUUGGUUGACCUUGGUGAAAUUAAAUAGUGUCCACUUGCUUCAGAUUUCUGGAUUCUGCUAUAAUGAAGAAAAGGCAAAGCUCUUUGAGGCAUAAUGAGGGAACAGCUGUCAAACACACACACACACACACACACACACACAGAGAGAGAGAGAGAGAGAGAGAGAGAGGUCUGAAUCACCUCUGCAAGUGAUAAGAAACAAACACUGCUUUUCUUGGGGAAUGUGGUUCCAAACAGGAUUGUUGUUGAUCCAGAGAAUAAACACUGUCAGUGCAACCAAAUCAAGCCUUUUGAACAGCAAUACUGCUUCACCUUCUAUGUAUACCAGUAUGAAUAAUCUUUGCUAGAAUUCUCUAUCAAUAUCUCUUAUAGUGCCAGCAUGGUAGGAGAUGGUGCAGGAUUUCUUAUUUGUUGUACUUCCAAGUAACAUUAAACCAUGGUUUAGUGCUACAUACAUGAUGUCCUCCUCUGGCCGUGUUGUGAUGCUUUGUUGAGAAUAUUAUAAACUUGACCUGCCCAUGGGAAAGUAUGAGUGAUCUGUUUGAAUCCCACUUGGUAUGCAUCUAAGCUUGCUUACAGACUAAUCCUAGGUAUGACUACUGAAAAGUAAGUUCCACUUAAUUCAAUUCCUAGGAUACAGUCCUAUACACAUUUUCCUACCUCCUUAUGACAGUGUAAGCCCAAGGGUAUGGGGUGUGAUAGUUUUUGUGUUGUGUGUUGAUCAGGAGAUCAUCAGCAGGGUAAACACUUAUUGAAGUUAUUGCCUGUUGUACUAAUCUGGGUCUUGCACAGAGGCUGAAUUACCCCCUCGAUAUUGUGAUCAGCCCAGGUAUCUCUUUGUACCUAAGGUGUUAGCUAAGUUCAUUUGCUCCAUAUGAAAGAGAAAAUGUUGCCGUGUUCAAGCCAUAUAUUUGCAGGCUUAUUUGGAACCAGUAACAUGUCCAGAUCUUGUUUUGGCUAGCCAACUUCUCAAGAAAAGUGGCAAAGUUUCCUUCAUUGAACUAGGUUGGCAGGUGGUGUAGAACCUGCCUUAUUUGAUAUGUGGGCAAUUCAACAGACUUUGUAUCUAUUGUGUGUAGCAAUGGGCUAUGUCAAAUUGCAGCAUCUUCUCAAAAAGACAGACUUCCCAAUAGAAGUCCUGCAUUAGGUCUUUGACAACCAUUGAAAAUGAGGGCGCUUGUACAGUCUCCAGGAGUGUAGUCUCCAGGAUUGGUGCAGAGUAGGCAUGACAUUCCUUGGCCACAAACCAUGCCUAGCAGAAAUGGUGUGUUGUAGACAUGCCUGCUCCCUUCCUCUUACUUUUGGUCCUCCUCCUUUCUAUGUUCUGUGUUGAAUCUUUAUCACUGUUAACCAUGGCCAGUGCCACCUGGAUUCCCUCAUGCAAGGACAUGCGGAUUUGUAGCUCUUAUUAUGAUGGCAAUCCAAGUAAUCAUUAGUCAUUGUUAGUACUGAUAUGUAUACACCAGGCUACACCAUGCUUUAGGGCUGGCCCACCCAUGAAGGAAGCUGAGGCAACUGCCUUAGGCAGCAGGAGCCAUAGGGCAGCAAAUUCAAGGAAAGCAUUCCCUGCUGCUGCUGCUGCUAUGGUAGCAGCAAAAUCUACAGCAUACUCCUUGGAGGCCAACUCAUCAGCCCUCCACCCCACAUGCCACAUCUACAAUGGCUUCUUGGCAAAUAGGAGUUGCUGCUGGUCUCCUCCCACCCUUGUUCUUGAUGUAGAUCUUCACUAGUCCCUUCUUCCCUGGCGAGGGGCGCCAUUUUGUGGUUUGCCUCAGGUGCCAAAAUGUCUUGGGCCAGCCCUUCUAUACCUGAAGCAGAGUGUAGGAGAGAAGGGGCAAUUCACAUAGGAGAGAAGGCAGUGUGAGAAUCGGUGGCACACUCCUGCUUUUUUUAAUCUGUUUUAUGGAAACACUUAAGCAGAGCUAAAAAUAGCUUUGAGAUGUCAUGUAUAUAUCUACCAUAUUUGGAGCCUGCACAUUGGCUUUUUGCCUCCUCCAGAGCGAACUGAGGUGGUGCCAGGCAGUACAACAUGCUUAAUAGUACUAUGGACUGUUCUGUGUAUUUAGAAAUACCUUACAAUAUUUUAGUACAACAGUUUGACUAAAUGCAAAGGGGGGGGGCAGGUUCUGUGCAAAAAUCUAAAUAUAGACCAACUGGCUUUUUAGCAGAGGGAGCUUGCUUGUGAGUACACCCUCAAUAUCUUUUAGACACUUUCAUUAACCAGUGAACUUCAGUAAAAUAACUACAGUUAUUUUGGAAAUGAUUCUUGUUAAACCUGCGUUCUCCCUGUGUACUAGGGUUGCCAUGUGUCCUUUUUUUCCAGGAUGUGUCCUUUUUUCCCCACAGGUAAAAUUUCUGUCCUGGCGGAUUUUUUGAAUUUGCCAAAAUGUCCUCAUGCUCGGGCAUGCUGCCGGCUCCAUGGUGUGCCCCCCCCAGCUACGCCUCUGCAUAGGACCGUAAAAAGGAUCCUGCAGGGUCAAACCAUGGGGCUAUCUAGGCCAGCAUCUUCUGUCCCGCACCUCCCCCCCCCCCGCCCCAGACACUGGCAAAUGUGUCCUCUUUUUUCCUCUUUGAAUUAUGGCAACCCUACUGUGUACUAUCUUUCUCUCCCUUAACACACUGCAUUUAUUUAAAUUGUAAGAUAGUAUGAGCCUGGGACAGUUUAAGCUUACCCAAAGAUCUACAUACAGUGGUUAAGAACUUAAUUCGUUCUGGAGGUCCGUUCUUAACCUGAGGUACCACUUUAGCUAAUGGGGCCUCCCGCUGCCGCUGCGCCGCCGGAGCACGAUUUCUGUUCUCAUCCUGAAGCAAUAUUACCCAAGGUACUAUUUCUGGGUUAGCGGCGUCUGUAACCUGAAGCAUCUAUAACCCGAGGUACCACUGUAUUUGUUAGCUACGUAACUUGCAUGUUGCUUCCCCCCCCCAAUCCCUUAUCAAAUGUAUUAUUUGAUCCUUGGCUUAGCUUCCACUAUUGUGUUGAUCCUAAGAUUUGGCAUACACCAGCUGAAAUAGGAAAGGAGGAGCAUGAAAAAACACUCCUGUAUAAGUUGCACUUGGAAGUAUUUUGAUAAUUCUUGGUAGUUAGGUAUGGGCGCCCAAUAUCCUAGAACCGUGAUAGGUUAGCUGGAAUACAAAGAACAGGAGUGGAAAUAGAACUUCAAAUGUAUAACAUUUCUACCUGUGAACAGGAAGAGGUUGGUGAGUUUAGCUUCUUCUGUCCUGUGCCUGCCCCGCCCUGUAGCCUGAAGGUCUUGGCUUCUGCUUACUACAAGUUGCUAAAUACUUUUCAAAGCAAAGGAGGCUCCCCCCCCAUACCUGGGUAUCUCUUUAUCCCUCUAUCUAACUGUAAUUCAAAAUAAUUUACACAUGCCUAGGUACCGUUAUAUACCUGUUCAGGUUUCUGGGUCCUCCAUCCUUCUGUUUCUGAAAUUACUAUCCUUCUGGAAAGGAACAAGAGAAUUGCUUGAUGGGGGAAAUGCAGUGUUGGCUUCUUCAUUGAAACAGAAGCCUCACACUGAACUCUACUGGCUUAGAAUGAAUGUUUAACCAGCUCAAGUUCAUUUUCCUAGACCUUGGUUCCCUGGGAAUGACACACCCACACACUCUGUUUCCUAACUUCCUUGGCACUCUAUUCUUGUCUGUCCGUAGGUUCUAGACAAUCCCUUCAGGCCAGAACUGUUUCUUCUGUGCUUACAUACUAUGUUUCCUUUAAAAAGGAGCAGUGUUUAUUCAUUUAAUUGUUAAUAACAGCUUGCCAAAUUGUCUCUUGGGAUUCAUUCAUGGAUGAUUACAUACCAUCUUCCAUGCAGCACUCAAAGAUCGGGCCGAAAGGGGGCAGAUUUUCAGGUAUUAUAGGAAAGUAAAAAGGUUGAGCACAGCCACAAGCCGUAACCAACAACAAACAUUUCUUGUUCUAGGAUUUUAAGUGGUGCGCUCUUGCAACAUAGAGAUGAAGCUAUUGCAACACUCAAGUUUGUUUAACUGGGCAGGGUGAAAGUAAUGCACCUUUUAAAUACCGGAUUAGAUCAAAAGUACCCCUCAAUAAGCAGAGCUGCACAAUUGGCAAUAUUCCAUGAUGGAGCUCUUGCUUGACAAUAACAUUUCCCGCUGCAAGUGAAGGAGCCUAUGUUUAUAGACAGAUAAAGAUAUAUCCUUGUCUUUGGCAACACUGCUUUCAGUUCACCUAACAUUCAAGCUGUGGGUAAAACCUCAGUGCCUAGGGCUUGCUGAUCGCACGGUCGGCGGUUCGAAUCCCCGCGGCGGGGUGAGCUCCCGUCUUUCGGUCCCAGCUCCUGCCCACCUAGCAGUUCGAAAGCACCCGUAAGUGCAAGUAGAUAAAUAGGUACCACUUUAUAGCGGGAAGGUAAACGGCGUUUCCGUGUGCUGCGCUGGUGCUGGCUCGCCAGAGCAGCUUCGUCACGCUGGCCACGUGACCCGGAAGUGUCUCCGGACAGCACUGGCUCCCGGCCUCUUAAGUGAGAUGGGCGCACAACCCUAGAGUCGGACACGACUGGCCCGUACGGGCAGGGGUACCUUUACCUUUACCUUUAACAUUCAAGCAAGAUAAAUUAUCAGAGUUCAGGGACGCAUUCCAGCAGCCAAAAACACUUGGGGCUGUGAAGCAGGGAGAGUAAGGAGGUGUGGUCUGGGGAGAGUUCUGAGGGCCAGGUAAGAGAGGACUGGAGGGUCGCAUUUGGCCUCAGGGACUGAGGGCCCCCACCCUGCAACAAGAGCUUGAGCAGGUUCACACUUUUCAUAGAAUCAUAGUAACAUUGGAAGAGACCAUGAGGCUCAUCUAGCCUAAACAACUGCAAUGCAGGAAUCUUUUGCCCAACGUGGGGCACGAAUUCACAGCCCUGAGAUUAAGAGUCUCCUGCUCUACCCCAAUAGAAACCCAUUUUUUUAAAUGCGGCAGCAGCAGUAGCAUUUCCAGCUUUGUGCUAUAAGGAAAAGUUUCUUCUUAAGAAAAGGCAUUUUUUGCAUGCAAAUUUCUUAUCCGUUUAAAAAUGGGUUUCUACCUAUGCAAAAAGGAACUUGCUCAGACCCUUUGGGCUAGUCAGAAUCUAACACUGAUAAUGUGUACGCUGUAAAAACUGAGUAUUGCCCCCUUCCUUUGUUUCCCAUAAUGGCUCAUCACCCAGGCUAUCACCUCAAUGAAGGAAGCUAGCCUGGCUUAUAUUUUAAUGCUUGCUAGAUCCAGGGGUCAGAAGGGUCUAGGCAAACAGGUCUCUCCCCCCGCCCCGCCCCCGACUCAGAAGUACAUACUGUGACCUAGUUUUGCACAUAAAACUUAACUUUAAACCACGGCUUAGCAUUAAUGGAUGGAUGGGUUCUUGGAGAGGAGAUUGUGGUCACUGCAGCUACAGAACAGUGCAGUUAAAUAGGUUAAAUGGUCCCAUUAUAUCUAGCACUCUUAAGAAAACAUGUUUAUGUGGAUGUGAGUGACGAAGAAUAAUGACACAUGAGUUGGUGUCGGGGGGGGGGACAGUAUAGAUAUUUGCAUAAUUCAUUUAUUUCAUAACCAAAUGUAAACGUGGCUCUGGGGCUAAUCAAAUGAAGUGAGGAAUUCUCGCAAGUAGCAGUGGAAUGCAUUAGUAAGUGGGAUUUAAGCUUGUGGUGCUAAGAAACUUCCAACGUAUAAUGAGCUGUGCAAAACAAAAGGUGACUCCUUUAAUGGGGCUUGGCUGUUUAGAUUCUAUACCUAAAAAUAAACUAACCUUUACAGGUUUUUCUUUCUUUGCUGUUCUUUUUUUUAAAAAGUGUGUGCCAACUGCUUUUGCUUCCUGAUAAUCCUGAAUUAGGGUAGGCUGUGUGCGUCUGUCUUGAAUAGACGAAAUAGUAGUAAAGCAAUGGCUAAACAAUUUGGAGCUUGCCACUGACGUUAAAUGUAAUUGGUUUUAUUUUAUUCAGAGGCCAGAAAUCUUAACACUUGAUUGUGUACAUAGGCAAGUUCUAAGCCUGCAUCAUGAAGUUUGCCAGUGUUCAAGACUUAUCUGUCUGUCCCCAAGUCCUUGACCCAAAUAAUAGCAUAGACCCAGAUAAUAGCCUUUUCAGGUAAUCCUAGCAUUUCUCAGAACCUUAACAGGGGGACCACUGAGUAAUCGGUACCUUCCCCGGAUAUCUUGCCUCUCUCUGCCAUUCUCCUCUUCCAGUGCUUCAGUGUAGAACAGGCAUAGGCAAACUCGGCCCUCCAGAUGUUUUGGGACUACAACUCCCAUCAUCCCUAGCUAACAGGACCAGUGGUCAGGGAUGAUGGGAACUGUAGUCUUAAAACAGCUGGAGGGCCGAGUUUCCCUUUGCCUGGUGUAGAAGACUAUGUGUUCCAGGCCUCACCUUUGGCUUACAUUGGACAAGAGUGAAUUCCAACAGCCUGGCCAACAGAGUUGCACCUGAACAGAAUACACCUUGGAGUCCUAUGCAAAGCACAGGAUGUUUAUGGCAAGCACAUCUAUGUGAAAAGGGUUCCCUGGAGAUCAGGGCUGGAUUUAGGUUUGAUGAGGCCCUAAGCUACUGAAGGUAAUGGGGCCCUUUAUAUAGCAGGUGGGGCCCAUUACUUAUAUCAUAGGAAGCUACACAACACAAAACACUGUUGCUGUAUGUAGGUUUUAUUUUAUUUGUUUUUGAUCUUAUAUUUUGGAAAUGUACAUCCAGGUUUUUUUCCCCCUUUAAAUUUUUUGAGGGCCCCUAAGAGAGUGGGGCCCUAAGCUAUAGCUUGUUUAGCUUAUACGUAAAUCUGGCACUGCUGGAGAUGGAAAGUUUUGAAAACCAUUGGCGCAUGCUAUGGAAGUGGCAGCAUCUGGCUGGGCUGAAAGAAUGUAUUGGGCAGCGCUGCAGUCUUCGUAUUCUAGCCUUAGCCUAGUUCUUUGGCUAGGGUUUAACAUUUCUGUGGCAGACAAAUGGCUGUGACAAUCAAAACCUGAUUUGUUGACUCCUUAAGCCAAUAUUUGAACAACCCAUUCCUACAGGGAUAAACUUAGGACGUAACCCACUUCUUAGCCUACUCCCUAGAAACUCUGGAGAUACCGUCCCAACUUCUGUGGUCUCAUUAACAAGACGUGUGUUCCUUUCCCCCUCUCCUCUCUGCCCCACCUCAUGUUUCCAUAAAUACCUUAUUGGUGAAUGUAGACUGACAGUUGCUGUUAACCUAUGCAUUUAUUACUUUAUUUACAGCACAUUCUGCAGAAGCCUUCCCUUGGUAGGAUAUUAUGCAAAUGCAGGAUAUUAUGUUUUAUUAUUUUGGGCUAUUUACUAAUCGUGGGUAGUGAAAUGGAGGCCUGUGGGCCUGAUCUGACCUGCUAAGCCUUCCCUAAAUGGCCCACUGAUCCCCCAACCCAACUUUGCAGCUUUGAAGAGCACCAGCAGGAACGGAACAAUCUUCAUCUUCAUCAUAGCGCUGGGCUGAGCACCUCUGCCCAGCACCACGGUGAGGAUGCUGAUCACUCUCCCCUGCUAUUCUGAUCUGCAGGGAGAGGAUACAGUCUUCAUGUCCCAUGGAACCGGGUGUUGCUCAGCCCAGUGCCUUGUUGGGGAUGCAGAUUGGCAAGAUUUUCCUCCUUUUCCCAUUCAAACAGAGAGGGUGAUAUGAAGGAAAAUUGCUUCCACCACCACCAUGACAAUGGGGUGGGGCAAAUUUUCCUAAGAGAGACAAAGAUGGCCACACCCACUUCAAUUUUGCCACUUCUACCGCUGGGAUAUGACCCUUGGUGGGUUGGCCCACAAUGAAUACAACCUAUGGACUGAAAAAGGUUAGACUUUCACAAGUAGGAGGAUAUCAGUGGGAAAGCCCUUUUAGCUCUUGGUUCAAAACUGAAUGUGCUCCUAAUAUACACAGGAGUAGUUUACACUAAUGUUGUCAUCUUUGAAGGCUUGGUAUUUCAAACAGCUCUUAGCAGUUACUGGGUGAUUAAAGUCAUGCUUGGAGCAGACCCAAUGAAAACAGUGGGCUGACUUGCACCCAUUGAUUUCAAUGGGUCUGCUUUGAAUAUGUCCAAUAUUGGAUAAUUGACUAUUAUUUAUCAUGGCAGUUUACAAAGAAUGAGGGCAGGACCCUGCCCAAAUAAGCUUACGCUCUUAAAUUCUGACAUGGGGAAGACAACAUCAAAAAGGAAGCAGAGGCAGGUGUGUGUUCCCUUUGGCAUCUCUUUGCAUGCACGUCUAGGCCUCAUGGUCAGAGAAGAUUUUUGAAAGUGGGUAGCGCUAUCUGCUGAAUACUAAACCUUUAUUAGCUCUUAAGGUAGGACUUUGGUGUACUCAGCAACUCUGUCCCUAUUCAUAUUAUCAAAUGUGCAUAGCUUGCUUUCUUCCAGCGGAGGACAAGUAUCCUAGAUCCUACAGAGCUCUAUACAGAUUAAACACAUUUUCAGCACAUUUUUAAGCAACUGUAUUCAAGUUGUCUCAGUGGGGAACAGUUUGGUAAGUCAUUUUGAAUUCUACCUAUCUGAGAGUAAGAGUAGCUGCCAUGUGAAAUUGAGGUAAUUCCUUGUAUGGCUGUCUAACCAGUUAAACCAGUUCUUUCAUGAUGUCAGGAUGGUGCAAAGAAGCUGGUUAACAGGACAGAGCCAAGAGGAUAUGAAAUUUUCAUUGUCCCUCCCAACUGCUCCAUUAAGUAGAUUCCAGUGCUGCUAUAGGGCACUACUUUUUAGCAUCUUACCUGAUGGGUUGGGGGGGGGGUUAGUCUGCAACACAAUUCUAGUGCUACACACAUUUUAGCACUGUUCAAACAUUUGCUGUUCCAUUCUUGCAUUGUACUCUUGUGUGGGUGCUUUUAAAGUAGUUAACAAGCUUUCGUAAUUCAUAUUUCUUGGUAUUUUUGAGCUGUAAAAUUUUGUCAGCUAUUUUAAAAUAUUGUAUGGUAUCUUCCCAAGACUAUAAAAUAACAAGCAAAUAAUUCAGCUUCAUAAACUUUUCUCCAAAAAGCCAAUGGCUUUUAUACACAAAUUAAAGUUUGAACUUGUGUUUACUGAUUGAUUGAUUGAUUGAUUGAUUGAUUGAUUGGCUGCUGUGGUAGAUGAACUUCCUUUGUUAUAUCCUCAUAACCAUAGGAUUAUAGACAACUUGGUUUCAUUGUUCUUGUUGUGAUCGUGUCCAUAACGUUAAUCUUAAAAAUGGUAAAAAGUGGUUGCAGAAUCACCUCUUGUAAUCAGGAUAGGAAACUUUCUAAAGGGUAAUUUAUGACUUCUGACUAAUUCACACAUUCCCACUAGAAUAUAUCUAAAUUGGUUCUGCCCCAUAUAGCAACUGCCUUUCUCUUCUAAAUAAGAGCUAAUCAACAUGAAUCAGAAACAAGUUACAUGACUGAGGAGGGGACCACACUAUGGAGUCUGCAAUUUGAGGAGGUGGAAAAGCAAUUCAGGCCCUAGAAGGCAAAGUUUCUUUGCAUGUAGAAAACUAGUGUGUCAGAGGAGGGUUCCAGGAUUAGCCCUCUCCCUGCUAGUUUUCUAAGUGUAGGGAGUUUCUACCUCGUCCCAAGGGAUUAUUCAAGCUGAACUGUAUAGUAUAGUCCAGGAAAAAUGGAAUCCUGCGAUUCCAUGGCUAUUGGCUUCUAUUGGGGACAAAAUGUUUGUGCCAGAUUUUAAUAACUCUUCAGAGCAUUGGGUGUAGAACUUUUGUUGUGGAGAUAAUGAAGAUCCUGGAAAGAAUUCAGAUGAAACUGAGUUCAGAUGUAUUGCAUUACUCCAUGGUGUUAUGGUUCAAGGAGCUGGAGGAAGAAGGCUACAUGUGAAGCCAUUUCUAGCAAAGCUUCAUAAAAGGAACUUUUGUUACUAAAAGUACAGUACAGAGAGCAACUUUAAUCGAGGUAGUUCUGAGUGGGUUUGUGGUAUGGGAAUUGGAUCCAGACUUCAUGAGUGCAGAACUUGAGUCACAGGAUGUUCCUACCAGAGGGGUGAUUUUUCAAGAUUUCUCUUCCCUGCUGCAGCACUCUGUACUUCCCAAAAAUCUGCUCUGGACUGUUGGAGGACCCUCUAGAAUAGUGCAGCAAGGGAACAGGGAACUGGCAAAUAUCACUUCGUGUUCCCUUCGUCAAGUGAGAGCUUCUACUGGAACUUAUUUUCUAAGGAGGGGAGAACAAGUCUGGGUCUCACCCCUUCUGUGUGAGAGAGGUUUCUUCAGUACAUGAAGCCAGAAGAGCCCUAUGAUAGCAAUCUGAGAACCAAACUGAAGCUAGGCAACCAAUGGAGAUUAACUGAUUUAAAUUUUGAAUUGGGAACAAUGACACCAUGUCAUUAUAUUACAACAAUCUUUCUCCCAUGAAUAGUAUCUCCCCCCCCCCCAAAUGAAGCAAAGGAAAGCAUGAGAUAGAGUGGGAAACAGGAGACUUGAAAGUAAGUAAGUACAACUUACUAGCCCCAACAACCCCUAUCCAUCAUGCCAGCUUUUGCUCUCACAUUUCCCUUCUGCUUUCUACUCCUGAACAAUUAUGUUUGUUUAAAAGUGCCACAUCUGCAGAAUUGUGUUGUACCAAAGACCAUGAUGUCCUAGAAUAAACUGUUCCCUCACAUGGCAAUAAAUGAAGCCAUAGUUCAGUCUUCGUUGAUACCGAAGAUGUUUGCAGAUGCCUCUUGCUUCAAGAGGAGGGAGAAGCUCAGAACAUGAUGGUUGGGUCUGGGCACACAGAACUGUGUGUUGGACUUGGUGGAGUCCAACAGUUGGUACACCCUGAGAACUGAGUGUUUAUAUUAAGUUUUCUGCAUUUGUAGCUGCAGAGAUACGUUUGAAAACAUGCAAGCUCUCUUCUGUAAAAUGCUCAGCGCUGGAAACUGUUAGUCCUACAAGAUACAAUAUCAGCCCUUUCCUUGGUCCUCCAGUCAUUUUCCAUCACUUGCCCUGCUUGCAAGUGUGGUAGAUGGUGAAAUUAUCUGGUGGCAGCUUCUCCAACAAGCAGGGAGAGGAACAACACAGGAAUAGCAGUGCAAUUCCUAAUUAUCUCUUCCUUAUAACUACAGGUUUAAAAUGUACAUUAUUGGAAAAAACAGCAUGCACUAUAUUAUGCUUACAUAGUAUGACUUCCCAGCACAAUUUUUGACCCAGAUUUUUGGUAGCACUUGGUCCUUGCAACAAAACUUACAAGGCUCAUGUUUUGAACUCCUUAAAAGGAUGAUGACCGGGGGGGAGGGAGGGCCUCAAGCAAACCAGGUUAGUUCUGUAGUGCAACAAAUCCUUCAUUAAGAGCCAAUGCAAGAAACUGAGAAUGGGAGAACCUGUUAAUCUUCUGUCAUCCACUAGCUGCCCAUUGAAAACACAUGUUUGUGUGGUGUUCAGAGGUUUGAGCUAGUCAUUUAACACCUGCGAACAGAAAUGCCUCACCAAGAACAUGUGAACAUUCUUAGAGCAAAACUGUUUUGAUGUCUCUGAUUGGAAAAAGCAGAGACGCCAUAAGAAUGGAAUUAGAUUGAGUCAGCAGCAGUCUUUUUCUAGCUGAAAUUGUUUAGGCUGUCAGUUACCUAGUGAACAAAUGCAGCGAGUGGUUUAAGUUCAAGAAAAUUCCCCACCUUUUUAGCUUUCAGUAUUUCAAAAUAAUUGUGUUUGUUUAGAUUAGGAAGCCACUUAACUUUAAAAGCCGCUAGUAUUGGUUUGGAUGGGGUGGGGGGGCUUCCUUAAUAGUACUGAACUAGUGGUGUAGCAAUUUAAAAAUGAGCCCUGUUUCUGGCUUACAGAUGCAGUCAAUUUGGCAGAAAUGCGAUUCUAGCACAGAGUCACUUCCUGCAACUGCAUGGCAGCUGCAAAGCAACUGCUGUAAAGUAAUUAUAGAUGGCUUAAUCUUUCAAAUAUAUUUCUGCAGGUGGAAUCUCAGCAAAGUCCAUGGAGGAAUAUGCAGGUGUCAUGAGAUGAGAUUAUACAUGGAGCUUUGUGGAGACUUCAUCUGUUGUUGUGUUGGCCUCUUAGCAUGCCUGUUACAAUGUGAAAAACAAGUCAGCCAUACAUUAAUCUGAGCAAUGUCAAUAUAUUGUUGCAGAUUUCUAAGUACAACAAGAUACAUAUUUUUAAACACACAUUCCUCGCUUAUAAUAGGAGCUUUUUGCCAGAAUUGUGCAGUGUAAAAAUUAAAGAGUAGGGGAGGGAAACUAGGAGGAAAAACAGAUUAAAAUCUCCACUCACCCAUGAAGCUUUCUGGGUGACCUUGUGCCAGUCUCAUAGGGAUGUUAUGAGGCUAAAAUGGGAUGGACAGAGAGACAACCUUGUGUGUUAUGACUACUUUUGCAAACUUGCUGUCUCUUAGACAAGUUAGUCUGACCACUUGACUUUGGGAGAAAGGUAAGUAUAUCUGUCCUAAUGGAAACUCUGGGCAUAAUUGUAAUCAAACUUAGGGUGCUACAUUUUCUCUGUAAGAAUUAUCUCAGGGGACCAUUCACUCAAUUGCCUGCAGUCUUGUAUUUUGGCUGAUGCAGAAGUAGGCCAAUGAAUGGUAGGCACUUACGUAACAAACUCGUGUGCUCUUGCUUUGUAGACCACUAAAGCAUUCCUUCCCAAAAUGCUGGAAUUGAAUCAUGGACACAUUGUGACUGUUGCAAGUUCCCUUGGCCUGUUUAGUACCGCUGGAGUGGAGGUUUGUUAAGAUUACUGUACUUUAAAACUGAUCUUGCAUGUCUAAGUGCUUCAUGCUGUUGUUGAACCUGCUGGUGUACAAAUUAACUCAGACUUCUGGGAAGCUCACAGCUCUAACUUCUGUUGAAAAUUCAAGGUUCAACUUGAAUUCAGUUGAGUAACCAUCACUUUAGGUUUUUUACUUUAUAGAAAUGACUUCCUCAGAAGAGUUAGUGCGGAGAAUAAGAAUGAGCAACACUUGUUGAAAUACCAGCAGUAUGGUAUUUAAUAGUCGUCAUCCCCCCCACACGCCAUACAUGGUAUUACAUGUACCAAAAAUUACCAUUGUAGGUAUAGUGAAGGUUAGAUCAGGGUUGGAGAACCUGUGGCCAUCCAGAUGGUGUUGGGCUCCAGCUUCCAUCUGUUCCAGUCAGCAUGGCCAAUGGUCAGUGAUGAUGGGAGCCAGACUCCAACACCAGUUGGUGGGCCACACGUUCCCCAUCCCUGGUCUAGAUGUUGCAAGGCAGCAUUCCUGCUUGAGACACUUCAGAAUUAAAAUACAGUACCAGUGACAUGACAGAUUUCAAAAUGAUAGUUGUGUGAUCAAAAUGGAAUAAGGUACCUCCUGUCUGCUCUCUUUCCUAGCCUCACACUAAGUACUUCUGGAGCACUCUGCCCCAUACUGUGUGGUCAUCAUAAGUGCUGGUGGCUUGAUGAAAACAAAGUGUUUACUGGUCACUCCUCUACAUAAAGUUUUUAUGUACUUAAAUAUCAAUGGUGGUCUUUCGUUCUGAUUUAAGAAGGCACAAUUGUGAACCACUGUGGGUGGUUUUUUCUUUCACACUCCCAACAAUAAUUCCACUAAUCAACACUGAUUGUCUAAUUUAGCCAUUGUGCUGCAACAGGUUGUAAAAAGCAGAACUUCUUAGUGAGCAAACAAGCAAGGCAGAAAAGGAUAUAGAAAUGCUAAAGGAGAAGCGGUUUAGACUUCAUAUCCCUGGCUGGCAAAUAAACAAUGGCAGAUUACCAGACUAAGCCACCCACACCUUCAGGUGGUCCACAAGCAAGAUUGUCUCCCAGUUACUUUUCCCAUUGUGUGUUUCCUUCUCCCCUGAUAACCCAAGUCAUGAGGUUUCAGAAUGAAAGAGAAUAUGCACUUCCAUACUGAUGGGGCAUUUCUUCUUGUAUUAUGACUUGAAGCUGACAACUGACUUCACAAUACAUUCCUGCCCCUCAUUACACUGCUACAUAAAGCUAAUAAUACAGAUGAGAAGAAAUUAUUUCAGUUAGUGCUAUCACCGCUUAGAGGACUUUGAUUAAGUGAUAUAAUGAUUCAAUAGGAACAUGAACGGUGCUUUCAAAUCUGUUCACUUUAUUUUUGCUAUAUUUACACACUUGCUUCUUCCAAUCUAGGAUUAUUGUGCCAGUAAAUUUGGAGCAGUGGGUUUUCAUGAAUCUUUGAGCCAUGAACUGAAGGCAGCUGAAAAAGAUGGCAUUAAAACAACAUUGGUCUGUCCUUACCUUGUAGACACAGGAAUGUUCAGAGGCUGCAGAAUUAGGUAAGCAAACUAGCUUGUUUUUUCUCAUCUCCAGUAACUGUGGAAAAAAUAAUAGCUAUAUCAAAUGCCACAAAAAUGACAUGUUUUGGGUCCAGUGCAAUAAAAGAUCUACAUUGCAAAACAUAAAUAUGAUCUCUAUAACUUUGUUCAUGUAACAGGGAAACAAAAAUAUUAUUUGAAGCCAAGGUGCAUUUUGCGCUUUCACUUUUUGAUGUGUCAUAAACGCCUCUUAUAUCUGGUAAAUGUACAGACUUGUUUAAUCUAGAUCAGACUUUAAUUUAGAAACGCUUCAAAUGGCAUAAUCUGACCCAAAUUAAACCAUUGACUCUCAUAUUAAAAUCAAUGGGACUUAAGCUUAUAUUUAAACCAUUCCUUUUGAAGUAAAAAGUGGCUUUAACUCUGGCUGAAUCUUCUCUCUGCAUGUAUAUUUCUAAAAUGAAGCUUUCGUUUUUCUUUUUCAGAAAAGAAAUUGAACCUUUCCUUCCACCACUGAAGCCAGAUUACUGUGUAAAACAAGCAAUGAGAGCUAUACUUACAGACCAACCUAUGAUUUGCACACCUCGCCUGAUGUAUAUGGUCACCUUCAUGAAAAGGUGACUAUCUUGGAAUCUUGGCUAGCAGUUAAUGUAUAACUUUUAACAGACCAAUGGGUACCCAGUAUAUUGGAGUGCUGUACAUCUUGGACUUGCUCUUACUAGUCUCACCCCUGGAAUACUUCUUGUCAGAGAGUCCGAUAGCAUAAAUCAGGCAUAGGCAAACUCAGCCCUCCAGAUGUUUUGGGACUACAGCUCCCAUCAUCCCUAGCUAACAGGACCCAGUGGUCAGGGAUGAUGGGAACUGUAGUCUCAAAACAUCUGGAAGACCAAGUUUGCCUAUGCCUGUCAUAAAUGGACAGCUAGAAAAGUUCUGUAGGAACUUGUGUUGGUGGAAAAACUUCUCAAGUGUACAAUAAUAUACUUAUAAUGUUUGAUUGAAUAAUUCAUACAAGUCAAGCUGUGUGGCAAGAGGAAAACAGUGUUUUUGAUAACUACACUGGAAGUGAAAUAGUUUUGGAUCCCAAAUACAGCAGUCUUUCUCUGAAUUAAUAAAACAAACCAUUCCUGAGUAUUUGUCUAGAAAGGUGCCUUUGGUGCCCUUUAUGUCAGCAUUCUCUGUUCAUGGCACAGCACUAGAAAAGGUAAAAAGUUCAUGGGCUGUAGUAGGGAGAGAGAGAGAGAUUUCUCCUCACCCCAAUUAUUUUAAUCUUAUAUUGGCAUAUUAAGAAUGCACACACAUCCCCCAGAACAGCCUAUGUGGAUCACAUGUUAAGGCACUUAACUAACGCUUGGACCUUGUGUUUGAAAUGUUAUAGUUUGCAGUGCAGAAAAACUACACCACACUAGGCCCACCUGGCACUCAUAUUUAAUAAAGGAUUCCCUCCCAAACAGCCCCCCUUUCGUCCAGCUGCUAAGUCUCCAUAUUGUGGAAUCCACAGGUGGGAAUGGGGGUAGUGGAGGCAUCCUGGCCUCCUUAAUUUGGAUCAUAAGCGGGGGGAGCUAAUCAGCACUAAGUUAUCUGCUCUUGCACUGUAGCUUCAGUUCUGGAGAACUCCCACCCCCUCUGUUUGCCUUCUGAUGAUACACACAAAUUCAACUUAAUUGGCACAAGCUCCUGCUUGCACAGUGAAGCUAAUGGAGGCAGCAGCAGCUAUGCCCAUUGCUUCAGUAGGCAACUUUGACAAAUAAUUCCAUUGCCAAAUAUCCUGGAUCUGAAGAAGUUCUUGCUUUUCAGUUGAAUUCAAAUUUCUGGGGUUUUUUAAACUGAAAACUGGCAUCAACAAAGGCAUGCAAAACAAAACUGGAAGUGUUAGUAUUGAUUCAUCUAAUCUCUGAAAGGUUUCUACAUAGUGCCCCAGCAAGUAUAUAGCAAAAACUAGUCCAAUGUCAAAAUCUUCCUUCAGUUAAACAUCAGUGUGGCACUCCAAUUUCUGAUGGGGGCGAGGGCUACCCUGAAAUUUCUGUGAAGUGUUCUAGGUCUCCCAUUGUCUAUUUCUCUUUUAAAACUGAGGCUCUUUAACAAUGCUCAGAAAUUGGGGGCGAGCAAUAUCUGAAUAUAAACUUCUAAUAGCUAUCUGACAUUUUAAACAUUUGUCAUACACAGUCGUAUAUUUAAAGUAAUCAAUGAUUGUUAUUGCAUCAAGGCUUUGUUUACUCGUACAAAAGAUUAUUUCAAAAGGACUAGGCUGAAAAUAGCACAUUGUCUUUUGUCUGUUUUUCUUACUUUCAAGGAGAGGUCAGUAACUGCAGACAGUAUUUUUAGCUUUCUGGCAUUUAUGUCUAAAUAAAUAAAUGCAUCAUAUGUAAAUAUUGAUACUUAUUCUUGUUUUUUUAUAUUGUAUUUUUACCCUGAGAUCUACAGAUGAAGGGCGGUAUACAUAUUUAAUAAACAAUAGCAAUUCUUCACCAAUUGUCAUCUAAAGUGUUUUAUAACAUUUCUUAUUUUCUUCCCCCUCUCAGCAUCCUGCCUUUUGAAGCAGUUGUGUGUAUGUACCGGUUUUUGGGAGCAGACAAGUGCAUGUACCCUUUCAUUGCUCAACGAAAACAGGCCACAAAUAACAAUGAAGCAAAAAAUGGAAUUUAACAUUUUACAAAGGACUGGUGUUUGUAGCUGAAUUAUGUUCAAAACUAAGUGACUGAAUUGUGAAGUGCACUUGCAGUUAGCAGAUGCAAUAGUUAACAUUUUACUGUGGUAUUCUCUUGGAUCCUAUACCUGUAUAGUGAACAGAAAAUCAAUGUUUUUACAUACUGUAUAUAAAGUAAUAGAAUUCUUGGAAACUGUGAUGGGCAAAGUGAAUUUAUAAAAUGUAGUGGUCACCCUUGUCCCUUUUGAAACUUCACUAAAUGUACAUUAGCAUUCUACUCUUUUGUAAACAAACUGUGUAAGAUUGCUCCUGAGAUGGCCAUUCAACCAGAAGAUGCAAUUGUUUCAGCACCUAUUAUAUUUUCUUCUAUUUUCUGUGGGCAAACAUUUUAAAACAAAUGUGGUGAAAUAGUGGGGCGGUGUUUCACGGGUUGACCCAGGCUACGUAGAACAGAUAAAUUUCAGUGAAAUUCUGCUGUGUAACACCUACAUCCAUUGAACACUAAAUCUUUCCUAACUCAACUGGAAAAUUUGCAUUUUAUGAAGUUUUUGGAAUGAAGUAAUGCAGGACUUUUUCAUUCCAUUACUGAGAGAGACUCCCCUCUUUUCCCCACCCCAAAUCUUUUUAAAGUUGGUAGCUUCUUAAAGCUAAUUUGUGUUUUGAGGUGGCAAUGGCAUAUCUAAAUUAUGGCCAAAUAUCAUGGCAAAACCCUUUCUGCCCCCCUCAUUGCUCUCAUAUGUAAAUAUUACUUUACCCAAGCUCUUGUCUAAAAUUCAAAAGCAAUCAAGCAAGGUGGAUAAAAAAAGUAAGUCUUCAUUCUUAUGCCAGCUAAUUUGCAAAGAUACGGUUAAUUCUGGAUGCAACUUGACUGUUUUAAGGAUGGAAAGGGUGUGUAAAUGUCUCUUCACGAACAUUUUGAAAAAGUGUUCAUGUUGUAGAAGCAGUUGGGUUUUUUGUUUGUAAAAAAACACAAUUUUGUGCCUUGAAUCUGAGCAUCUGUAUUAGUGGAAUAUUGUAACGGUGAACUUCUACCUCUAUAUCUAAAUGUAUACCAUCCGCUUGUAAAUUUACUAUAAAACAAAUCCUGUGGUGACUUUUUUUUUUUUUUUAGAAUGUCAUGUUAAAUAGUGACCAACUUUUGUGGUUAUUAAAGUGAGCCACUUUGUUCUUUAAG